CAGGGAGAAAAGUGAUAAGCAGCAAGCAGCUUCUGGGUUUUGCUUUCAAGCGGACUCCUGCUGAAUCGGCGCGAGUGAGUGUGUAUAUGUGUGUGUGUGGUGCGUUCACUCUUUCUCCUGCCACAGUAGCAACACACUGCAGCAGCGUCGGCCCUGAACAAAAGGCUAAACGCAGCAGAGCCACAGGAGGGGAAACUCAGGGAUAGAAGCAGAGUGGCCCAGCGUGACUGCACUUCUCAGGGAGGAACUCAACCUGCCAUUUAGCCCUCCUGGCCCUGGGGUGGAGACAGAACGGUGCACUAGACGGCCCCAAGCUGCCUGUCUGUGUCUCUGUCAGGGCUGAGGAACACACCCGGGUACUGACAGCCCUUCAAGAUGUCAGAUGAUGACUGCCGCUCGCCCAUCGGCCUGGACUGCUGCAGCUGCUGCCUGGACCUGGCCAACGGCUGUGAUGACUCCAUGUCCACAAGUCCAGCUCAGGGCCUCGGCAGUACAGGGGGGCUGCCGGGAAGCCCCACCAGCCCCAGUGUAAAUCACUUCCGCCAGCUCCGCAACCAGCUGAUGUACCAGAACCUCAACACAGACAAGCUGAACAACAUCAUGAGACAGGACUCCCUGGAGUCAGUGGUGAGGGACCCCUGCUUCCUGCUCAACGAGGGGAUCUGCAACAGCAACAGCAACAUCGACCAGACCAUGCUGUCUAUACUGCUCUUCUUUCACAGUGCCUCUGGUGCUAGCGUUGUGGCCAUCGACAACAAGAUUGAGCAGGCGAUGGAUCUUGUAAAGAACCACCUGAUGUACGCAGUGCGUGAAGAGGUGGAGAUCCUCAAAGAGCAGAUCAAGGAGUUGGCAGAGAAGAACAACCAGCUCGAAAGAGAGAACUACCUGCUGAAGAACCUGGCCAGUCCAGAGCAACUGGAGAAGUUCCAGUCCCGCAUCCCAACUGAUGUGUUAUUACCUCUGGACAAUCAGAGCGUCCAGAUGACCCCAGACCACCAGCACCAGCAGCAGCAGCAGAGCUGCAACCACAUCACUGGCUCUGCUGUAUAAGUGGCUCUGCCUUGGGGCGGGCAGAGCCACUGUCUCUUUCCAGUAAUGGACCUCCAUUUAAACGUAAGCGUUACUAAAUCGCCGCCGCCGAGAACCCUUCGACAAAACGAAGGUGAAGAAUCGGGGCUGUAAAUGAUCGAUGGGACAUAAAUGAACUGCUGACACUGAUAAGCACAAAACAGAACUUGAGACGCUCUGACUGGUGCCAUGUCAGGCCCGUCCUCUGAUACCGUCCAACUCUUUGUCAUAGUCUCUCUUUUGUAGACAGAAGUGUUAAGAAUAGAGAGAGGGCUGACUAGACACAGACGAGUGCUUGCUUUCAGACAGAGGGGGGCUUUCCCUGCCUAGCCAAACCCUUCCAACAAACACCCUUUGCUCUAGAGAGGAGGGUGAGGAAGUGUUGACCGGGCUGGCCCUGCAGGUGCUAACUUGGAAAGUGUAGGGUCUUUGCUCCCUCACGACCCAGAGGAGACCUAUCUGAGACGGUCCCCCAAGUCUCAACGAGAAGAGCCCCAUCGUGUGGAUUUGUCCAACAUCAAAAUACAAGUUUCAAGGACUUCCAGCCUCACAUUUCAACCACAUAACAAGGACUUUUCCUCUGCCUACAAUGUAUUGCUCAUGUGUUCAUGUACAUUUUAGCAUAACAAGAAUAAUCAACAGAAUAAGCUAUGGCAUCCGAGGUGGAGGUUAAUACAGUAUAGCCUGUUAGAGCUGGUGAACUGCUGCAGUAGACUGAUCAGUAUACUGAAAUGAUUCAUAAAAUGUAAUCUUGUAUUGUCUGCAGUUGGGGCUUGCUGCUUUUGGGGGAAAUUAAUCCUGCUAUAUCUUCUGCUUUUGUUUGUAAUUCAGAACAAAAAUCAGUUGGUUGUAAAAUAGGAGCAUAAUCUAAAGAGGCGUACCUGUCCAUGUUGCUUGCCUAACUCUUGACAGGAAAGCUAGAGUGUAUAUAAAGGUUGAAAUGCCCCGAGGUAAACACCGUGGAGACGGUUAUCGAGCAGACACCUGCAUUUCUUGCUGCAAAUGCACUCCUGAUUUUAGCAGCGUCGUCCAGUAUCUGGUCUGUUUUCUUGCUCAGAUGCCAACUUGAGAACAAUGGCAUGACAACAGUGCCUGUAAGUAAAGAGAGGAAUGCAUUUCCACACUGAGCUCAGUUGUUGCUGUUGUUUUCUAGCUACCAAAGACUUUUGCCUUUUUUUUUUUUAUUUUCCCCUUAACAACAACAACAACAGAGGCUGAGCAAACCAGGACCAUGUGUAAAACUUCACAGGGAGAAAUCUUGUUUGUAGCUAGUGCUAAAGUUUAUAUGUGUUUUGUAAAGAUAACGGUAUUGUUGCUGUAAAGUAUCCUGAAAACAGUUGCUCUGUAUGGUGUUUGGAUACAACUGCACAUUUGCAAUAAACCUUAUGUUUACAUAAUA
Acanthochromis polyacanthus (spiny chromis) is the source of this 2467-nucleotide messenger RNA. RefSeq names its product TSC22 domain family, member 3 (gene tsc22d3). NCBI's taxonomy places the organism in Eukaryota, Metazoa, Chordata, Actinopteri, Pomacentridae. Gene Ontology annotation, biological process: regulation of transcription by RNA polymerase II. The coding region runs from base 376 to 1050 and encodes 224 amino acids. The record is from RefSeq and is a predicted model, not a curated record. The transcript is spliced from 4 exons.